UCUUUAUAGGUUCUUAUCUGUCGGAAUUACCGUGGAGAUGUGGACAUGUCAGAGGUGGAGCAUUUUAUGCCAAUCCUUAUGGAAAAGGAAGAAGAGGGGACACUUUCUCCUAUUCUAGCACAUGGAGGAGUUCGUUUUAUGUGGAUUAAACAUAACAACCUGUAUCUUGUUGCAACUUCUAAGAAAAAUGCUUGUGUAUCACUGGUGUUUUCAUUUUUAUAUAAAGUAGUUCAGGUUUUUUCUGAAUAUUUCAAGGAGUUGGAAGAAGAGAGCAUUAGGGAUAAUUUUGUUAUUAUUUAUGAGUUGUUAGAUGAGCUUAUGGAUUUUGGUUAUCCACAAACCACUGAUAGUAAAAUUUUACAAGAAUACAUCACUCAGGAAGGUCAUAAACUUGAAACUGGAGCUCCACGUCCACCUGCCACAGUUACAAAUGCUGUUUCAUGGAGAUCAGAAGGGAUAAAAUAUAGGAAAAAUGAGGUGUUCCUGGAUGUUAUAGAGUCCGUUAACCUUUUGGUCAGUGCCAACGGAAACGUGUUACGGAGUGAGAUCGUUGGAUCCAUUAAAAUGCGAGUCUUUCUCUCGGGAAUGCCAGAGCUGCGCCUUGGUUUAAAUGACAAAGUUCUCUUUGAUAAUACAGGCCGUGGGAAAAGUAAAUCAGUAGAACUGGAAGAUGUAAAGUUUCACCAGUGUGUUCGUCUCUCUCGCUUUGAAAACGACAGGACAAUUUCUUUCAUUCCCCCUGAUGGAGAGUUUGAACUCAUGUCGUAUCGUCUAAAUACUCAUGUAAAACCACUGAUCUGGAUUGAGUCUGUGAUUGAAAAACAUUCCCACAGCCGCAUCGAAUACAUGAUCAAGGCAAAAAGUCAAUUUAAGCGUAGAUCAACUGCCAACAAUGUGGAGAUUCACAUUCCAGUUCCAAACGAUGCGGACUCGCCAAAGUUUAAAACCACUGUUGGAAGUGUCAAAUGGGUUCCAGAGAACAGUGAAAUUGUCUGGUCCAUUAAAUCUUUUCCAGGUGGAAAAGAAUACCUGAUGAGAGCUCACUUCGGACUUCCAAGUGUUGAAGCUGAAGAUAAGGAAGGAAAACCUCCCAUUAGUGUAAAGUUUGAGAUUCCGUAUUUCACCACUUCAGGAAUCCAGGUUCGUUACUUGAAGAUAAUUGAGAAGAGUGGCUAUCAGGCUCUCCCCUGGGUUCGUUACAUCACCCAGAACGGAGACUACCAGCUUCGAACACAGUAAAACACCUCGCAAGCACCACAGACGACAAAAACUUCAGGCCUAGAAUUUGUUUGCAGAAGCUUCUGUGGUACUGAGAGCUGUGAAUGUUGUUGCCAAGGGUCUUGUUUCUGCAAUCUUGGGAUUGGCAGGAGAAAGAUUGGAAAAUUAACUGUUUUCAGUAAUGUGUUUGAGCAUUUGAACCAUUAGUAUUGAUUGCGUGAAUAUUUAUUUCAUUCUUAGAACAUGCUGAUCUUGCUGCUAAAUGCUAAUUACAUUAGGAGUAGCAGUUACCUUGAGGAGCCAGGAAUACAGAAUGAACCUUGAGAAUGUUUUGUCAAUGCCUUGUCCGUUACACUCAUAAAAUUUCUAGUAUUUGUAUUUUAGGAUCUCUAAAGACAUUGGCAGCAUUAUGCUACAAAUUAGGGAGAUGAUUGUGCAAUUAAAUGACUGCUGAACACUUAGUUGUAUUUAGCCCAAGGUAUUUAUUUUUUUUUCUGGGCAUAUGGGUGCCUUAACUCAUUCAAAGCUCUGUUAACUUAUAAAAAAAUUACAGAAUAUGAGUUAAAAGUAUCUCAAGUCCAAAAAUACUAUUUGCUCUUUUUGCAUGGUUUCAAACCAGUUAAUCUGACAGAACAACUUCAAGUGAAGGGUUUGGAAACAAAAAAAUAUGGGUUUGUUAAAGACAAAGUUAACUGAGAACAAGAGAUCACAGAAGUAAAUGUCUAUGGGAACACCUCUGUGGAAGCACGAUGAUUGCUAGCUCAAGAUAGUGGAAACGCAGAUGGAAGAGUUUCAACCCUGUAAUACCCCUAGGGCAUGGAAACCCUAUGCCAAUUGACUAGUAUUUGCCUUUUUUUUUUUUUUAAUUUCUAUUUGUAAUACAAGUUCAAAACUGUAAUAUGUAGGCAUAAGACCUUAGAUUAAUUAUUUAAAACAGACCAAAA
This is a messenger RNA of Athene cunicularia (burrowing owl), 2162 nucleotides long. RefSeq names its product adaptor related protein complex 1 subunit mu 1 (gene AP1M1). Gene Ontology annotation, molecular function: clathrin-cargo adaptor activity. Gene Ontology annotation, biological process: vesicle-mediated transport; intracellular protein transport. NCBI's taxonomy places the organism in Eukaryota, Metazoa, Chordata, Aves, Strigiformes, Strigidae. The coding region runs from base 46 to 1239 and encodes 397 amino acids. The record is from RefSeq and is a predicted model, not a curated record. Gene Ontology annotation, cellular component: clathrin-coated vesicle; clathrin adaptor complex. The transcript has 11 exons.